This is a messenger RNA of Aquila chrysaetos chrysaetos, 1745 nucleotides long. Its product is annotated as basic proline-rich protein-like. The transcript has 3 exons. Lineage: Eukaryota; Metazoa; Chordata; Aves; Accipitriformes; Accipitridae. The coding region runs from base 597 to 1745 and encodes 382 amino acids. The record is from RefSeq and is a predicted model, not a curated record.
CCCGGGGGACGAACGGACAACCGCACCCACAGCCUGGCCUCUGGGAGAGGGAAAGAGGCAGCAGUGACCGUUAUUACCGCAGCUCGACCCUGGCCGGAGCCCCCUCCUUCCGCAGGGGCUUCCGCAGACGCCGCUCGUUCCCCGCGCCGCUGCUAGCGGCACCCACGUUGAGGGAGACUCGAGAACACCGCAGGGCCGGCUUGCUGCCCUCACGACAGGGCUCGGGGGCUGCCUGCGGCCACAGCACAGGCUUCAGGGGAGGGGCUGGAGCUGGGGGCAGCCGCACGGGCCGAGCGGGGCCGGGGGAGCUCUGGCGACUCGGGGAGGCGCCCGCUGGCCGCGCCUGGGGGGUGCGCGCCUCCGUCCCCUCUUCCCUUCUACCGGCGGCUCUCGGGGAACUCCCCGGCGCUGCCCUGGCCCGGCUCGCCUCCGGCGGACCGGGAGCUUGCCGCGGUGGCCGCUUUGCAGCUUCCCGUCCCGGCAGCCCCCCGCCCCCGCCGGAGGGGAUCGCUCGCCUCACCCGCGGUCCCGGCGCUCGCCCGCUGCCGCCGAGACCCGCGCCCUGCGCACCGCCACGCGGCUCCCGGGGACCGCGCAUGCGCCGGAGGGGCCGGAGCCGGCGCGCGAACGCCGGGCUGCCCCACCCGCAGGACGGCGCAUGCGCCCGGGAGGCGCGUCCGCACGGCUGGUCGGGGAGCGGGCGCAGCGGGAAGGCCGCGGAAAACCACGCGAAACCGGCAACGCUCCUGAGUCUGACCUGGUCGGACUCCGGGGGCCGCGGCGGCAGCGAGGACUACGGCGCGCCCGAGAGCCACGCUGCUGCCCGGCCGCCGAGUCCGCGGAAACUACAGCUCCCGGCAUGCCCCGGGAGGCAGCCCGCCCUGCUGCCUGACCCCGAGGGGACGCCGCUUCCGUUUCCGCCCACCCCCACGCCGGCGCAGCCGCAGUCCCCGCCGAGCCCCCAGCGCCGCUCCGGGCAGCUCCGGCACGGCGCGGCCCCGCCCCGCUGCCGCUCCGUGCGUCCGACACGGACCCCGCCGUCCUCCUCGGGGCUUUCCCCGGGACCCGCCGGGCGAUUGCGCAGCCCCGCCACGGGGCCCGGUGCUCCCAGCCCCACUGUGAGCCCCCAGGGCCCCCCCCCGGCCUCGGCACAGGCGGCCCCCACCUCCCCCGGGCCACCCCCGCCUGGGACGUUCGCGGUCCGAGGGGCGCCCGGCCCCGCUCACCUUCUCCCGAGGGGCAGCCGCAGCCCGGCCAGCGCUCCGCUCCGCUCCGCUCCUCCCUGGGCGCCCACCGGCCCCGCCGCGGCCCCUCCCCGGCAGCCCCCCCUUUCCAGGGAGGGGCCGUCGCCAUCAGCCUCACUGCCCGCAGCUGGGGCUCCUCCAGCCCCCGCCCGCAGCUGGAGCCCAGCAGGAACAGGGGGGGCACGGCCCGACCCCCCCAGCGCCUCACCUCUUCCCCUGGGCUCCCUCACGGCCCCUCGCCCCGUGCAAAGGGAGCGCAAACGCAGCCCGGAGGGCAAGGGGACGGAGGGACGGACGGUGUUUAUUCAGUCCUGCGAGCGAGUCCGCUCCGGGGCUCGGGGCCCCCCCGACGCUCCCCCUGCCCCUGGGACACCUCAGCAGUCGGUCCCAGAGCCACGCUCCUCGGUCCGUCGGGGAAUGCACAGUUGGUUGGCUGGCUCCUGGAGCGAUGGGCUGCUGGGCAGAGGCGAAGACUGCCAAAAACGAGGAGCAGGACACUAG